Molecule: messenger RNA, 23906 nt
Organism: Xyrichtys novacula (pearly razorfish)
Lineage: Eukaryota; Metazoa; Chordata; Actinopteri; Labriformes; Labridae
Source: the annotation of a GenBank genome assembly
GGGAAUAUAAGAGCUCGGCGUUGCAGCAGGCGGGCAGAGCCCCAGCAGCUCUCUGCAGGCAGCUGAUGGAGUGGGAGGGAUGAGGGUUCACUCAUGGCCGUAAAGCACCGUUUGUGUCUGCUCUGCACCACCAGCAGCAUCAGCACUGUUUGUAAAGGCGCUUUGUGCAUCGCUAAUCCGCUCUGAUGUCACGGUGCAGGAGGAGGGGCUGAGCUCUCCGCUUUAAUCCCAGCAAGUUGUCUGGAGGGACAAAACAGACUCAAACCGAGCCAGCCGAGCAGGCACGGGAACAAGGGGGCGAUGAGGACUGCUGCAGCAUCCGGACCCGGGCCUCUCCUCCUCUGACAUGCAGGUAGGCUUACACGAGUGGAUGUCCCACCCGGCAGCUCGUGAGAGGGGGACACCGGGUUUGGUGUGGGGCAGGAAUUUGUUCGAGUCGUUUUCGCUCAUGGCGGACUCGACACCUGCGGAGAUUUCAUUUAGACUCAUAUAAGGGUAAAAGGGAAACAUUUAGACAGGUGACAGUUUGCUGCCCUUAUGUGAAGAGGUGUCAGGCUAUGCUCUACAUAGGAUACAUAGAAAUCCUGUGUGAUAUCAACAUUUGCGUGUUUCUUUUCUUGAGUAACGCCUUUAUCAUUAAUAGAUUGUUUCCUUUCAGUGCAUUUUGAAGGAACAGGAUGCAGAUAGAUUUACAAUAGUCACCAACCUUUAAAAAAAGAAAGGUUUCUCUACCUUCUUAACACAGAACCAGUCAAGGCCAUGAGAGGAGAUUUGAGAAGCAAGUAAGCCUUCAAAAUAAAAGCACGACUUGGCAGUUUGGCACUUGUUCAUGGAUUAAUGGUAUCCCCUUGGAGCAGUGGCGUAGUCUUCAUGUAAACACUAUGUAAGUAACACGACUAUUGAUGAAACCCAACAUAGACCGUAUGUUUGUAGGUGUGUGUGUGUGUGUGUGUGUGUGUGUGUGUAAGUGUAUGAUUGUGAGUGUAAGGAGAGAGAGAGGGGGAUAUGUAAGAGGAUGAUUCAUGCUGUCAAAAAUAGAAAGAUGAGGAGAUUCCUCCAAAGAGCGGACAGAUGCAACUGAUGAUAAAUUCAGUCUUAAACCGACAAAUACAAGCUGUUGUUUUCUCUAUUUUCUGGUUUGUCAAUUGAAUAUAAAGCCUUUAAUUGGUGUUUUCUUCAACUAACUGUCCUGAACCAGAACAUUAAUACUAAAUUAUUCAGUCGCAUUAUAUAAAAUGAGGCAGAUUAUCCAAACUGUUAGGUAUACAAGACAGGGUUAUGAUUACAUUUUUCCUUAGUGAUCAAUAAACAUUAUUUUUAUGUAGUCAAGGGUUAUGGCUUGAAUUUGGACAAAAUUUGAGCCCAGACUUGUAUGCACCAGGGCAGAUGAGUAGGUAAGAUUGUAAAGUAGUGCAAAAUUGCACCCGCAUGAUGCAGUCGGUCUUACAUUUCAGAGAGCUUCCUUUAAUGCUGCUUUCACCAGAUCUCUGCAGCACAAAAGUGCAGUAAGUCUUGGUCUGUUAACUUCUUCAUUACACAGUUUCACAGUGAAGUUAUGGCUGCAGAUAAAACAGUCUCGACCAGAAUCAGAGUCGAAAUGAUUCACCAAUGAGUCCAGUAAGUGUACCGGGAUGAAUGCUAAAUGAAUACUGUGAAGAUUUUGAAUGCAAGAAGUUGAUGCAGUUUUUUUUAGAAUCCGAUUUUACGCAUCUCUCAUAAGACCACAAAACAGUUUCUUAUCUAGUGGUCUGUUAAUUUCCUCAAGUAAUUUGACUGUCGAGGAGGAGUCACAAUCUAGUUUUAACCACUCUAGUUUUGACAUUGUUUGUAAUAUUAUUUGAAAUUUUAUAUAUAGCUUCAGUUACAAAACUUAAGAGGAUUAUUAGGUAGUGAAAGGACACACCAUCAUGAUCAAAGUCAUUGAAACAUGCUUAAAAUAAGAGAAAGAUGAAAAGAACCAAAGCCAACACUGAAACACAGAAUUUUCUAGAGAACAAAUAUAGACACAGUCUAGCAAUCCUGGUGCAGAAACUGCAGACCGCGCUGAGAGUAUUUUGAACUCUGAGUGUGGGCGUGCUCUGCAGAACAAAUCAUGUGAUAACAACAUUUCUGAAGCAAGCCAAGAUUUGUCUCUGCUUUAAAUGUUCUGCUUACAGAUACCAAUUUAUCGCUGGUAUUGCCAUAUUUUUAAUGAUUUAAACUGAUUGAUAUUGGCACAUUGGUAAGAGAUCAAUAUUCAAAGAACAUUAUUUUGUCUGACCCAAUAUAUCAUCAUAUUUGUGAAACUGCGUGGAGAUCUAGGAGAUGAAGAUGGGCUCUUGGUUCAGAAUAUACCAAUCAGAUGAAAACAAGACAGGGCAGCUAUAUUUAUUCAUCACAUUUUGUAAUCAGAGGCAAUUUCAAGUACUUCACUGAGUAAUUAAACAUAAUAAAAAAUACAGACUUGCUUUAAAAAGGGCAGAAAUAAAAGUUUUUAAGAUUCUUUGUGAAUUGAAUCUUGUGAAAGCAGCUCAGAGAAAAGAUAAAGUUUAUUUUGAAGUAAGUUUGCAGCUAUUAGAGGGUGGACUAGAUUCAGUCAAAAAUGUUAAAUUUUUCCCUUAAAUUUUCUUUGAGGGCUUAUUUUAGUCAUGUAGUGGAGGAAGUUUAAGGCUAGUCAACAGAAGUAAUCAGUGAAAGUCUUCGUGAAAGUGCGUACACUUCAUGCGUUGUUGCCAGAGUGUGUUUGUCUCUUAGUAUAAGAUCAGCAAGUUAAUGGGCUGGUAAAUCCUCCACCCCGCGGCUUUCACUGCAGCCUGACAGAUGGGAGUACAGCGCUCGGCUCGCAGCUCUGCAGGCCUGAACGUUACAGAGCCGUGCUGCCAGGGCCAUCUGUGACCUGGGCAACCCUUUCACCCUGACCCCGCCCAUCCCUCCGAGUCACCCAACCUAAUGCCAACCAGUCCUAAACUCCUGGCAGGGAGGGAACUUAGCUUCCCAGGGAGUCCGCCCUCACUCCUGUUGCACUUCUUUGUGUUUACUCCCUGACAGUUGUGAUCCAGGCUCAGAUUACAGGGAUCAGCAUUAACCUCUGACCCCAGUGUCUUCUCCGUGUACAUGACUUCGAUUUCUAAAGGACGAGGAUUUAUAUCGCUGCACGUAUAAAAUGACAACCCCAUCAGUAAACCUUCUGCUUAAGCCAAUAUGAAACGUGUUGAUUCAAGGCAAGCCGCUGUAACUGUCAGUAAGGGGGGGCCUUGUCAUAAAUUAACUUAGAGUCACGCAUGAAUGCGACAGAUAGAGUAUACUCUGCACAAACCUAUAGAGCUGUAAAAGUGAUGUUAUGCAACCAUUUUUCACAGUAACCAGAAAAUUUCUCCACUUGAAAAAACACAAAAUAAGUUGCACAAAUAAGUUGUUUGGUUAUUUUUUAUGUACCUAGGCUCUAUUUUUGUGUUUUUUGUAUCCAAAAGGCUGUGGGGCUCAAACAUUUGGUUUAAUUCCACUAAUUCACUGCAGCUACAGAAAAGGCUCUCAUGGCAGCAAUAUUAUCUUUGAAGGAAAAUAUCCCUGGUCAAAGUUUAUGUGCGUACUUAAAAUGCUUGUUUUUGCUGCUGAAAGGCUCAGAUUUGUACCAGAACAGUCGUAAAAAAACAGUAAUAUAAUGUUGCACACAACACUGCAAUCAAAACCAACAACAUCUAUGUCCUGCAUUGUGAAAAAUAGGAAUGUGUCAAUGUCGUCAACCAAAUGGCCUUACAAGACAACAGAAUGCCUGUUAAACUUAUUAUUAUAAUAGUAUUAUUAUUGUCUCUCAGUGUAAGUCUGAAAUGCUGGUCUCAAGUUGUUGUUGGCUGCUGGUAGUGUAGCACAGUUUGGCAGCGUCUGACUUUUCUGAGUGUUUUCUUAUUUUUCGACAAGUUGGUUUGUCAGAAUUCAUAGUUCUAUUUUAACCACCAGCCACUAGCUCCAGUUAGUAAUGACUGCUAUGAUGUUAAAAUGCUUUACGGCUUAAGCUUAAGUAUAGACCACAUCUCAUAGUGUGGUGUGGUUUACUAGUGUUUUCAUUUAGAAAGCGGAGAUCAAUAGUAUAGAGGCUGUAUCUGGUUAAACGUGACCAAAGUAAUGAGUACUAAGCACAGACUCGUAAACGAUAAUGGAGGACCUUAAGAUGGUGCUGAUGCCUCCUCUGUUGUCAACUAUAAUUGGUAAACUAAACCAACAUUGUUGUCCACAGACUUUGAAUCUUGUAUUUAGCUGUGAUGAAUAAAGUUUGGUUGAACUAUUUUCAGUCAUACAACAAGAAAACUAGCUUCAAAACAUCCUCUUGCAAACAUAUUGUUUUUUUAAGGGGCUAACUUUCAAUGACUCUAAAGCAAUAUAAUACAAAUUCCACUCAGGUGGACAUUCUUCAUUCAGGCACAUUUGCCCUAAAAGAUUUUGUUACGGCCAUUACAGCCAGACAUCGGUUAUCUAAAUUAGACAACCAUCUCUGAGAAAAGAACAAGAUUGUGCUCUUUUGUCCUUAUUCUCAGUUUGGUGCCUAUUUCUUAACCACAAUGCCAGGCAAAAUCUAUGUUACCUGCAUAAAAGGACGGCAAGUGAUGUUAAAAAAAUUCGGAUUUACCCUCUCUGACAUGAUUGACUCGAUCUAAUUACAAAUUCAGCUGAAAAACAACAGUGAUGUCUGGAUCCUGAUCAAGAUCAUUUUAAGGGAGUCAAUGGAUGAUGUUCUGCAGCCAUUUAUCUGAGUUAAGGAUAGAGAAAUGUGGAUAUUUCAUGCGUGCGGUUACACAUGUAUGGAUCGUUUUGAAGAGAUGAAUUAUUUAAGAGAGCAGCGAACAUAAAACAUAUGGAGUAGCAGUAAUGAGAAAUACAGGCCUUCAGAACGACACAUUAGUCCUUCUCUUUAUCAGUUGACUGUUCCUGAAACAGCCACGAGGACUGCGUUCCUGUGUCCUUUCUCAGCUCGUUGACCUCCAGCUCGCUGAAGGCCAUGAUCAGAGAUAACUGAUGGAAACCCCGAUAGCCUUGUCAUGUUAAAUAAAUAUCAAAACCGGGGCUUCUCUAACACAGAGGACAUUUAUUAUUCAUAUGGUGGCCUUAUUCAUCCCUCCACCAGGUCUUAUCUGAUACCAAAGAUAUCCUUCCUUGUCCUCUUGCCCUUCCCUCCCACUCCUCCUCCUCCUCCUCCUCCUCUUCGUCCUCUUCUCUCUUCUUGUUUUGUGCCAUCUGCCAGCUGCUGCUGUACAGAUGAACGUGGUGCAGAUUAAAGUGUAGUACACACCCAGAUGAAUCCCAGAGGAUUUGGGACUCUGCUAUUAGCAAUAUAGAGGCAGGGAGUUCCCAGCCUGAUACUCAGCAGCAUCACUGCAAUAUUUCCUGAGUGUGUUUGUGUUUGUUUGUGUGUGUAGUAAGUGUGCAUAUAUCAGGUUGGAGAGAUGUUGGGUUAAUUAGCUUUAGUCUUGUGAAGCUAAAGAGCUGCAAACUUGAUGAGAGCAGUUCACUUCAUAAAAACUGCAGCAAUUUUAAACAGAGCUGAAGAGAGGAAGCCAGCAAACUGCUCCUAUUUUUUUAAUGCUCAUCACUUUACAGAUACUAAGAACUGUAAUACAGUCAUGGCUGAAAGCAGGAGUAAUGUAUAGUGAGCAGGUAUGUAUGCUGGGUGAGACUUAGCAACAAAGAUCCACUCUGAAGGGGGUUGUGUUUUAUCUAAUCCCCCAAUUAUGAGUAGUGUAACGGGUCACGAUUGGUCCAUGAUAUGUUCAGACCCACAGGACUGAGUGGGAUCUGCAGAUUAAUGGAAAACUUACCAUCACUGUGUGCUAUAAUGAGUUGUGACAAGCUCCUACCUUUUCUUCAAGCACCUGCCUCUGCUUCAAACUGAUACGAGUAUGAGAAAGAUGCCUGACCAUGUAUGAUAUGAGUGUGUGAGUGAAAGGAGGCAUGGGGCUGAACAUGAUCCUGUUUGGGACUCAGUUAGCACCUAAAUAUACAAACAAGUCGACACCAAGUAUUGAUCCAAGGAUGGUUUUAUUGAUUUAAAAUGACUUAUUUAUGCUGUUAGAAAAUGUGACUGUUUGUAGCUCUCCCAUGGCAACAGAUUUUUUUCUUAGAUCACUUGUGGAUCAAAUAACAUUACACUUCGCAUUUAGAUAGAUAGAUAGAUAUACUUUAUUGAUCCCAAACUGGGAAAUUCUCUAAGAAAUGCCCUGACUGGGAUUCAAACCCAGGACCCUCUGGGUGUGAGGUGACAGUGCUAACCACUACACCACUAUGCCACUAUGCCGCCUAUAGUUAUGGGCUCGUCCGGGAUUUGAACCCGGGACCUCUCGCACCCGAAGCGAGAAUCAUACCCCUAGACCAACGAGCCACGCAAGACCUUUCUCCCCGUCGGGGAAUUGAAUCCCGGUCUUCCGCGUGACAGGUGGUGAUACUGUCCACUAUACUAACGAGGACUUUCAGUUUCUUAUCAUCUGCGUGUUUUAUUAUUAUGAUGACUGAUAUCAGAUUUUUAACAGCCAAUAAUUAGUAGGACCGGGACGGUAUGCUUUUCUUUUGAUUCGAUUCUUCAACGAUUUUUUGGAUGUAGUUUCGAUUUAAAUUGUGAUUCUAUAAUAUUGUCGAUUUUCUCGGUUUUAGUCUGCUUUAUCUUUUAACACCAGUGAAACAGUUGAAUGAUUAUGAUUGUUUACUGACUGUUCCAGGAACCAUAUUUCCCAGAAAAAAUACACAUCACAUGUAAGUCAGUUUUUAAGAUCUAUUCUUAAAUUCGAACAAAAAAUUGUUUAUUGAACAUAAAAAUCAAUUUGAAUAUUGUAAAACAAAAAAUCGCGAUACUUAAGUAAAUCGAUUUUUUUCUCCCACCCCUAGUUGUAUCGUCUCUGAAGUGAUUUCUGAGUGUGGUUAUAGACAAGCUGGUUACCACACCCACAUACAUGCUUCUAUAUUUUCUUCAUGUGCUUCAUAUUUGCAUCUCGCUGUGUGAAAUGAAUAAAUAAUGUGUGUUAUUAAAAGCUUCCUGUUUAUUUCAUCUCUCUGUUUCUCUCAGGUUGUUGCCGUGAGUUGAAUUUUUCUCGGAGCCAAGAGGAGCAUGUUCUGAAAAUUGAUGUUAGAUCACGACUCAACCAUGAGCCAGAAGUAUCAGGGAGAGGCAUCAGGGGACGUGAUUGAGGAGCAGAAGGCGCCCCAGAGGAGCAGGCAGCCUAACGGGACCUCACCUGGGGACCCUCCUGUCCGCCGCUCUUGGAGGCCGUGUCAGAUGCUCAACCAGGAUGGGGAACCGAAUCCUCAUCACCACCAUCAUCAUCACCAACACCCUCCUCACCACCACCACCAUCCUCCCGCGGGACGUGGACCACCGCGACAUCGCAGACGGCCUCCAUCAGGACAGGGGCAGGGCCAGAGCCAGGCUCAAAGUCCUGGUUUGUCCCCUGAGGCGGUGUCCCCAAGGCAGGAAGGGGCUGAGUGCCGAGAUGGCGAGCCUCGUCCUGCACAGCAGCCCCGCCCCGGUGUCGCCCGUUAUCGCCGCCACGGGGACCCCAACCCUAGGCUUAGGGGUCACAGACAGAGGCAGCCAGUCAGAGAGACCCAGGAUGCUUCACCAGUGGAGGACAGAGAGAGUCCAGGAGACGUGCAGCAACGCAUGUCAGAUGAUCCCGUAAUGGACCAAUCACAAGACAGGGUUUCUUCUCACCAGACUCCCAUAGCUGUUGUCACCCCCACCCACCUCUCACCUGGUUCUGCUAUUCCAAACCAACAACCCCACCCUCAAGACACCCCUCCUGCUGAAGCGGAGGAGGACCAGGGGAUCCAGGGGAGGAAGGUGGAGUGUGAAGAGGAGGAGGCAGAAGAAGUGAAGUAUAAACACGAAGAACAAGAGCAAGCCGAGGAUGACGAAGACCACCUCUCCACCACGGCUCACUCCAGCUGCAGUCACGAGGACAUGCAGCCCGUGGAUGAUGGUGCAGAGGAGCGUGCAGAGAGGGUGGAAGAGGAUCAGGAUGAGGUGAUGGAGGACGUAGCGGAGGACAUCGCAGCUCAGGGAAGUGAAAUCACUGAUCUUUGCUCCGACACUGAGAGCGCCGCUUCGCUCAGCAUGGAUGGACCUCUGCACAGCCCGCCCCCGCUCCACUCACCAACUCCUCCCUCCUCUCCCGAUGUCCCACCUUUCCCCCAGCUGGACCACUUCAGCGAGGAUGCGAGUAUGAGCCCCCUGCCCGACAAUGACCUCCUACCCGAGGAGGACGACGAGGAUUGCUCUGAAUCCUGCUCGCUGUCUCACUUCACAUCCGGCUCUGAAUCGUAUCCGAAAACCUAUGCAGACUUUUAUUCAGAGUCCCACCAAAAAACCUACCAAGAGCCAGUCUACGAGUCUUACCCAGAGCCAAAAUCACAUCCAAAAUCUUUCCCUGAGCCUCUUAAGACCUCCUACCCCGAGUCGCACCGAGAACCUCGCAGGCAAUCAGGUUGGAGAGCUGAACCUCACGAAACCCGUCAGGAGUCCCGCCAAGAGACCUUUACCAGCCAUAGACAGGAGAAUGUACAAAAAGGGGCUCCAUCCCCGCCUCCUAAGGGCCCCCAUUAUGCCCCAAGGCAGGGCAGAGACCGCAUUUCCCAUCACCCCCCUCUAGAUCGCUCCGUUGGCUGCCGACUGCACCACUAUGAUGGACAGUCUGACGGCGAGGGGGACGGCGGUAAUCAAAGUCCUGUCCCCAAAAGCCGCAGGCAGGCACAGAGACCAGGAGAACCCCAGGCCAAGAGCCCCUCGUCCGGGCAGAGCAUCUCAGGUGACGCCCAGGAGGAGAGGAACUCCGUGGAUCAUCAAGGAGAGGAGGAUACGAGAGGAUCAGGAGACGCCAUCAGCCUGGCCAUUAAAGACAUUAAAGAGGCGAUAGAGGAGGUGAAGAUUAAGGCGGUACGCUCGCCCUACACGCCUGACCAGCCGGUGGAGCCGAUCUGGGUGAUGAGGCAGGAGAGCAGCCCCACUGAGGACCUUUACCCACUACAGACUACAGCUGGACACGUAAGAACCACUGUCACCUAAUUUUCCUAUAUGGAAAGAAAUCACCUCAUUGUCACGAGGCCUGAAGUAACUGUUUCAAAAAAGGGAACAUAAUAUAUUAAUGUGAAUGUAGCACUAAGUCGCACAUAAAUUUGAGAGUUUUGAUCAGACUCAGCAGAGGACAGACAUGUAGGGACAGAUUUUGCUUCUUUCAGGUCUCUCUCUACUGCUCCUGCCUGAGCGAUAUCCUGAUUUACCUGUAGUUAUAUCACUUCAAAGAUUAUGCAACAGGUUUGCUUCAAUAUUUGCUGAGACAUUUCUGUCCUCCUCCUGAAAUAUCAGCAGGGACACGCUCCUUUUAUCUACGAUGAGCAAACUUGAGGCCCUUGACUAAAAGUUUGGCAUGCAUUGAGAGUGAGGGGAAAAAAACACUUACACGUAUUGGUCACAGAAGCAAAAACAUGACAAAAAACAUCUAUAUGUCUCUCUUUAUCAUUAGCCCUUUAAUGCCUUUUGCAUCAUAUUUGAUACAUACUUUUAUGAUACUUCUAUCAAAUCAAUAUGAUCAACAAAUUACUUAAAAAACACCUGAAUACAGUCCGAUAAAUGAUAAAAAUGUCCUCUUGUGGUUUACAGAUUUAUGUAUCAAACGAGAUAAAUAAAUAUAUUUGUUAAAUUUUAAGGACAUUUUACAUUUUUUCGUUUUCAGUCGUAAGUGAAAUAAACAUUUCAGCUCCAAAAAAAAUUGAAUUUUCUGGCCAUAAUUUGUGGUUUCAGGCAUUAAAAGGUUAGGUAUGUUAUUUUUUUAAUUUUAAAAGGAACAUUUAAAAAGUGUGUAAGUGAUGUUUAUGAGGUAUAUUUCACUUUAUUUCCCUACAGUGUUUGACUGUACCUUUAAAUCUGUGCUGAUGAGUGACAUUGCCUCGGGGGCUUGCAGCACACUGUUGCCAUGAUUAAAUUAGACUUCAUUGCUUUCGGGAAGAGAGCAAACUCAAGAUUUACACCCCUCUCUCUCAUUUCAUUUUCUGUUCCUGGAUCAGCGCCCAAAACCCUGAAUCAUGUAUAGUAGGAGGAAGGUGCUGCUGUAGGUGCAUUGCAGUGACAAAGCAGUGAUUAAAACUAAAUGCCAUUCUUCUCUCCUCUCUUUCCUUCUCUUAGUCUUCUCCUCACUCCCCCUCACAGUCAGCGUCUGAGUCUCCAUCCCGAUAUGCAUCACCUCCGGUUCGGGAACCGGUCAGUCCGCUGAGAGCUGACUCAGCCAGAGCACUUCCUCCUCAACAUUAUCACCAACAGCAGGCCCAACACAACCACCAACACCACCACCACCACCACCACCAGGGCCAGCACCCACAGCAGAGGGACACCACCAGGCCGACACAGUCGUACACACAGCCACAAACGUACCCACAGAUGGCACCCAAUCAGCAUCAACAACAGCGUCAACAUCAGCACCAACAGCAGCAGCAGCGCCAGCAGCUUCCACCUCAGCAGCCACGACCACAAGUCCAGCCGGUGACGCCACCCCAGCCGCCGUCUGUCCAGGAGGUGAGAGCUCAUAAACCUCCCCCCUUUUCAAAUAAAGAAGAAAAGACACUCCUAGUCAAUAGCAGAACCUCCUAGUAUAUCAUACGUUUUUGGGGUUUUCUGCUGCACCAAUUAAAACAAAAGGCAGUUGUCUCCAUGUCUUUGGUCUUGCUACGAACAAGAACCUCCUAUGGCUAAUUCAGCUUUCUUUUAAAGAGGCCAAUUCGUCUAAAAGUAAACAAGCUAAAGGCUGAGGACAGACUAAAAAAAGCUCACUGGAUCCUUUUCAUCAGGGAUGAUAAAUCCUGGAAAGGCAGGCGGGCAUCUUUUAAGAGGUGUUUAUCUGCCAGCAGCUAAACGGCUGACAGCAGUAAAAGUCUACCAGAAUUUCAAUGAGUUAGGAGAGACCUGCAGUAUGUGAGCAGAAAUAAUAAAGAUGUUCAUGUAGUUUGUCUUCUCUUCACCUUCCCAGAUUCGCAGAUCUCUGCCUCAGUUCCCGACAUUUGUGGACGGUGAGUACUUGUCCCUGAAAAGAUUGUCCUUUCCUUUUUCAUUUUUUACAUUUUCUGCUUGGAUUUAAGUUUUUAACUCUUUUUCUGAUUUUAUGUCUUUUGUUGUGAUUCAGUUUUGGGCAAAUGUUGAAAUGGAGCCUGUAUAUCACAGUUCAUAGACCAUAUUCCCACAGCAGCCAUCUUCAGAAAAUGAGAAAAGUUUUCAUCAGCACAAUGAGUAUUUCAUAGAUGAUGACUUUGGAAGCGCUAAUGUUUACGUUGCCAUUUUAACAUAUGAUCCAAUUCUGUACAGAUGUCAUCAGGGUUAUGAGCCUCAAUCUAGUCGCCUCAUUAAUUCAUUUAUUUUUUUCCCUGAAUCUUGUUAUUACAGUUUACCAUUUAUAGAUACAUCGGAAAUAAAUUGCGGUAUAAGAGUAAGAUUUCUCAACCUGCCCCAAGAUUGAGGCGAAUGAUGGUAAACUCACAGGUGUUAUUAUUUAAAUAGCGACACAGUAUAAUAACAACUUUCCGCUGAAUCAUACUAUGGUAUACACAGUCUAGUACUGUGUUCCAGUUACCUCAGAAGUCAGAUGUUGGAGCUGGGAAUGACGUUACAUCCAAGUUGACGGCGUUCCAGUUAACAAGUUGGAAAACCAAGAUGGACGCCUACCCGUUGUUAGCUGUUUUUAGCCAUUGUCAGCGAUUGUUGUUAACAAUACCAGUUGUAAACAACACACAGCACAGUAUUUUAUUCUCCAAACACCAUAGCACCGUGUUCACAGUUAGACCUUGGGCAGUACAACAUAUACUACGAAUUUAAUUUCACAAAAACAAAACAGAAGUGCUAAUAAAUAAUACAUUAAGAGAGCUUUUACUGUAAAUCUUUGCUGCCGAUGCCCUGGGUUGCCAUUUUGGAUUAUGACGUUAUCGUCAAGUCGGGGUCGGUGAGGAUUGUCCGACCUCCCGAGUUGGAAAUCUGACUUCAGGGGGGCGUUCCAGAUGAAUUUCCGACUCAGAGCUUAGAAAUCCUGACUUCUGAGUACAACUGGAACGCAGCAUAUGAGUAACAGGCUGAAAAUCCCAGUUUAGAAGGUCACUUACUGAACCAUAUCACCGAUGUUCACAUGUAUUGUAAUAAACAUCGCAUUGUUUGCUAGCUAACAUAAAAUUAAAACAGAUAGUGACAUAAACGUGUUUAUUCCAUGCAGUCCCAGGACCAUGUGACCCUGAAGACCUUAUUGACGGGAUCAUCUUCGCAGCCACCUACCUGGGCUGCACCCACCUGCUGUCAGAGAGAACGCCCACAAAGAGCGCCCGCAUGCAGCAGGCUCAGGAGGCCAUGAACCGAGUCCGGGUAAGAGGAGUUUACACCUUUUUCAUACAUGAUCUUGGACACAAAGCCUCUGGUUUCUGCCAAAAAAUUUUUUUUAUUAGAAGUAGAUGUUCCCUUUUUUUGUGAAUAAGUCAAUGAGUGUGUUUCCAUGGACUUUGGUAUCUUGGUUUAGAUUAUCUCUUAUGAAUACCCAAUUUUUGUGUUCCUGCGUGUAAAAAUCACAUCCUGAUUUAAGAUUUACCCCCGACAACAGAUUUUCCCGGAGAACUGAGUAUAUCCUGGCACAGGUCUUGGCCCAGUUUUUAACAGCUGCUAAGUUCCUGUGCAGACAUGGCAUCAGCCAACUGGAUGAGUUAACAAAGCAAACAUGGAGAAAGCAAAGAGAGCGUCUUACUUCUUGUGCAGUGACAAAGCAGAUUUUUGUCUUUUAGUAAUAAAAGAGUUAAAUAUAUCUGGAUGGAAGAAAGCACCAAAACACGGGCACAAUAAUCACCUGUCUGUGAUUGUGUUGGGCUUUCCAGUGUGUCUGUGGCUGCUGUUGAUCACAUAUAGAAGGAUAUGAAUAACCAGGUUUCUUUGUGUUCAUGUUAACAUCAUGAUCAAAACUGGGUUAAGACUCAUGACUUCUUGAAUCCAUGUAAACGCACUGACUGUUGAUGUACCUGAAACCUGCCGUCUUUUUAAGGUCAGCAGAUGGAGACUCCACUGGUAGCCCCCCCUGCUGGUCAGCUGAUUUUAGACAUCAGGCUGAAUUUGGGAGUUUUGUCUUAAAUCUAGAAAACUCUAUUUCACAUAUUUCUGAUGUCAGCAGCAUUUCAUGAAGUUUGAAGACUGAACUCUUUGGAGUGACAGUGUGGUAUAAUAUUUUCAGUCUUUAAGCUUCUUUAACUCCUUACUCUGGGUCUAAACUUCAAGGAUGUCAGGGAUCAAAGCAGUGGCUCCUUUGUUUGGGAGUUAUAUUUUGUGGCACUCUUUGACAUACAAGUGAUGUAACUGAGGUUCAUUUCAUAUUCGGGUCUUUUAAAGUUAAAAUCAGCCAGCACAGUCAGCGGGCAAAGAGUCCCGGGGUUUCUGCACAAUGCAUCAUGCACAGAUCACUGCUCCUGAUCCGCAGUCAUACAGGCUUUUCUCCUCAGCGCCACUGGAUGUUAUAUAAACUCGUCAUCAAGGCUCUGAAGCACUGGAGACUGAAGACUCGGCUCUCUGCUCCAGUCGCAGCGCAUAAUGUCAAAUGUACAUCACGCGAAGGAAAAACACAGAUUAAACAAAGCAGAGCAGUGGAUACGUGGCCUGUAUCGGGAACAGUUUCAUGUGGGCUGUUUCUACUGAUCGCAUGAGAAGAAGAAAAAAAGUUGAGGGCGGAUAGAGUGAAGUAGAUGGCUUACAGUAAGAACCUGGUGUUCACACACAGCACACUGUUAGCUGGGGCGUUGAGCUGGAAGAAGGGGUUGCCAUUUUGCAGAGACGAGGGAAGAGAGUCCUCGACUGGAAAAGGAAGAGAACCGAGCCAAAGCCGUGCUCCGCGGACGGCUGACUGACAGUUUCAGGACAUCGCCUCGGUUAAGGUCUGAAGAACCUACAGGGAGGGAGAAGGUUAGAGACUAUGUAAUGAGGAGGGGGACGCACAAGUGUGUCUGACAGGAGUCUGCUCUGAUGUGACUCACAGUGAGGCUGAUACAGGGAAGUGAUCUAAUGAGAGGAGCAGUAAUACCUCUUCACCCUCACACUUGAUGUGAACCUGCCUCUUUUAAUGCAUCAUAAGCACAUUUUUAAAGCCUUGUACAUAUAUAAAAAUCCUCAUAACAACUUGCAGCUCAUAACAACUCACAGCUUUAUUUAGGAAGUGUUUUGGACAGGAAGUAGGACUAAAAAAUGCUUAAAGCUCCUGUGAGGAAAUUUCAGUUCUUUCAGUCAGUUUUGGCGCCCCCUGCUGACAAAUUUAUUAUGUCCUCUACAUGCUUAAAUACAACGGAGAAUUGGGGCCACAUCAAGAAAAAAAAAAAUUUAAGACUUCGAGAUACAAGUCCUUAACUUACGAGAAUAAAGUCAUCACUUAUGAGAAUAAAGUCGUAAUAAAGGAAUUACUUUGUAGAAUAAAGUCGUACCAAAAUCAUUACUUACGAGAAUAAAGUCGGAAUAAAAUUGUUAUGAUAGGCUAUUUAUGAUACUGUGGUGCUAAUGUGCCAAUAGAUUAAGUAUCUCCUUGUUUGGGAAACCUAAAUUGAAGUACAUUUUUAUGAAAUGCUCCAUGGCUCUAAUUUCAACAACUGUCAUCUUAAACAACAGGUUAAAAUAUAAGGACUUUAUUCUUGUAAGUAAUGAUUUUAGUACAACUUUAUACUCAUAAUAAUUUAAGUCCGACUUUAUUCUUGUAAGUAAUGAUUUUAGCAUGACUUUAUUACCUUAAGUUAUGAUUUUAUCACGACUUUAUUCUCAUUAGUAAUGAUAAGGGUAGGCAAAAUAAGCCCUGGGCUUCAGCCUACACCUUGGAGAAGAAGAAUGUUUUUGUAUAUUUGUAAAGAACAAUCAAAUCUGAAAUCUGAAAAUCAACUCCACAAUAAAUCUGAAAAUGUCAGAAAAUCUUUAAUCUCUAAGUCUUCAAUUUUUUUUCCUUAAUGUGGUCCUAAUACUCCGUCGUACUGACUUUUGGUAGCCAAAUGUUUCAUUUAUUGUGACUAUUCGAAGUCGAAAGCAUAAAAAGAGGGCUGUUUCUGCUGCUUUUUGGUUGACACCUGCUCCUUGCAGAGCUAUCAGGCACUUAUCAUUACGAUCAAAGAAUUGUCAGUCAUGUCAUAGAUAUUCUUGCUUGCCUUUAAAUGUCAUAAAAGGGCAGCGAUGUGAAUUUCUGUCCGUUUUUCUGACAGAUUGUGGACACGCUCAACAGUGGUGAUGUGAGGAUUUGAUAUCAGAAGCCGCAUCAAUAUCAGCUUACCUCAGAACAGAGCAGAAAACUGUUUAAUGAGGUUCGCUCACAUCUGGCUGAUCCCGGAUUCAUUUAAUGAGAUCAGCAUCAGGGUCAGUCUGUGACCAGGGGUUUGGACUCAGGAGCAGAUUGCGCUGGACUGGAUGAAAAACACAUCGACGUGUUUGCUAUCAAGACUCCGGAGAUUAACAAAAUGGAAAUAAAAACAAUGAACUUGUAUUUUCUGACUGAAUAAUCAAAAAAAGAAAAAGAAAAUUUUCCAAAUCUUAAAACACAAGAUAAAAAAUGUGUCCCUUAUAAUUGCCAUUGAGGAUUGAUCAUAGAAAGUGAGUUAACAAGACUUUUUCCAACUUAAAACACUUAUUUAUUAGGUCAUAAAAGAGCAACACUAGAGUCAAACAAAGGACUGAAUAUAUAAAAUGAAAUCAGCAGACUGAGCUCCACAGGCUCGACUGUCCACAGCGGCAUAGAAAGACGGUUAUGAUUCAAGAAGUGUGCUGAAAAUAAACUGAGAUGAAACACUGGAGGUGACAGAGUGAUGUACACACAGUGACGUCCAGCACAGGUCAGGAGUCACACUGCAGCUCAUGAUGACGACGUGACGGCAGCCUGAGGAGGCGGUCAGUGGCGAGGCUGAAAACAGAAACAAUGACGUGUCGACUGCCGGCUCAGAGAGCGCCUGUGAGGGUCUGAACUACAGCGACGCUUAUGAUAAUUUUUCUGACAGCAGUGAAAAACAACACGUUAGCAGAGAGAGUGUCAGCAGGUUGGUCCAGAUCAGAGUAUCACCAGUAGGAAGAUGAUGGGGUUGUGUUGUGUCUUCACAACAUGUGUGAGUGACAAACUCAUCGCAAAAGUUUCUCACAACAUGCAAAAGCUUGAGGCAGGGAGCGCAGCAGCAAAGACCCCCGCAGACCUCCACAGGGUUGUAUUCAGGUCCAGUAGUGGUUUACAGAAACAGGAAGACUCUGCAGGCCAAAGUAGUUUCAACUGAGUGCUCACUUGGACGUUUGCUGAUCAGCUGAGCUGUCAGAUGAUUAAGCCCGAUGUUGAGGUCAUGAUGCACUGUGAGUUUGACUUUUUGGCCCACCCUGUAUUAUAGUGUUGUGUCAUUCGCGAACGAUUCGUUCAACAAAACCGAAUCUUUCAAGUGAAGAUACUGAGCCGAAUCAGUUCCUCAAGUGAUCGAGCAAGGUUCACUUGGUUAAUGAGUCACGCAGUGAACUACACUCUCUGGAAUCAUUUUUGUCUGAGGGUUACACUUUCAUGGCGACCAUUGUUCCCCAUUGUCUUAAUAGCAGUAAUGAGAAGAGAGUGAGACUCACCGACUGUAGCAAACUCUUGACGUUGUGUUCAAGUGUACCUCAACUCAACUCAACUUUAUUUGUUAAGCACUUUAAAACAACCACAGCUGAACAAAGUGCUGUACAUAACUAGACAAAACAACAAGAUAAAAAAAAAAUCAAAAAACAAUUAAAACAAUGGAUAAAAUAAAAGCAGAAUUAAAAGUAAAAUAUAGUUUCAAUGUUUUUAAAAACUAAUUUAAAAACAUAGAAACAAAUAACUAAAACCAAACCAUAAAACACUAAAACAGGAGCCGAGUCUCAUGCAGGGUUAAAAGCCAAUGAAUAAAAAUGGGUUUUAAGAUGACUUUUAAAAAUGGAGAGUGACAAAUGGACCUCAGACAAAACAAACUUUUUUUAAUUAAUAAUUGAGCCUAAUUUAUCAAGUAGACCAGAUAAAUAGCAUACCAUUUGACAGUACACUUAAAACAAGUUCAUUUUUACAAACCUGUUUUUUAAAGCAACACAGCCACAACACUCUGGUCUCCAGGUCCUAGGAGCUUUGAACUGAACUGAACUGAAACCUGAACCGUUCAGCUGUGUAUCAGAUCAGGAAGUCGUAGUCGCAGGCUCCUCCCACCUAACACUGAAUGAUUCUGUGAUUCGGUGAAUGAAUCUUUUGAACGAAUCUUUUUAGUGAAUUGAUUCUAGGGAAUCAGUACAUCUAAAAGAACUGCCGUGUACCAACAGCUUCAUAACUCUUGUGUAAAUAAAAGAUAACUGUUAGAGACAUAUUAUGAGAGACAACAGACAGUUGAAUUUCGCUGCUUUGGAAAUUAAUCCUGAUUCAGUAGUAAUAAGAUGGAUAAGAUAAUAAAGUCGGAUCAAAAAGCACAUUUCCUUGUUUUGACGAUAGUUACCCAAUACUAGACUGUCCUGAAGUAAUUACAUAAACCUUCAAAAUACAUUUUCAAGACAAGUUUGAACUUUUUAAGCCUAAAAAUGUUGUAUAUUCAGUCUGAAUCACAUUGUUUAGGUAAAAGCUUUGGCCAGUUUUUUACCGAUUUUAAUCUGUUCCUCUACAUCAGAGUGUUUGGAUGUUUAACCUCCAAACAGCACAGAGACAGAGCAGAGAACAAACAGCGGCACCAGCAAACAUUCAGAGACAUCAAACCCGGAGCUGUAACGAGGCGUCGGCCACAAACGCACCAGGCUGCCCGUCUGUUCUCAGGGGGUCGUUUGUGUCACAUUGAUGAAGGAGAAACUUUUGAUACUGUUUGCUGUGAAGGCCUCUGGCAGCCUGCUGAUGUCAGAUGUGAUAGACAGUAACAUCACUGCUUCCCACACAUACACACACACACACACAAACACACACCUCUAAGGCGUCUUUGUCCCUUAAUUUGUCAGUCGGAAAGCAGGCAGUAAAUGAGAGGAUUGGGUUUUCUUGAUCUAACUUUUUCUGGGUUUUAUUGUGUUUUUCUGAUCCCUCCAGGCGGCCCAGAAGCAGGCGAAGAACAGGAAGAAGGUACGUUUAGUUUGCUUGUUUUAUUGUUGUCUUGUUAUGUAGAAGUUUUAUAUAAAAGAUGAUUCAUGUCAUUAGAAAUUUAUGAAAAGCAAGAAUAAGUUAAGAAAUGUUGACGAAUAAAAGCAUUUUUCCUCCUAUUCUGGCCUGUGUAGACUCUUAAUUUCUGUCUCAUUCAUCUCUUCUCUAUUUUUCUGUUUAGAGCCCUGACAGUGAGGCUCCCUCUACAGCUGAAGUCGAUCUGUUCAUGUCCACGCAGAGGAUCAAAGUCCUCAAUGCAGACACUCAGGUGAGAAAAUAACACGCACUCCUAAAAUCUUUAAACCCCUCUUGGAAAUUUGUCAUUUUACAAGAAGAGGUGAAAGAAGAGGGUUAAAAACAAGCGACAAAUUUCCCUAACCAAACCUCAUUUAAAAAAGUUUCCAUUUAGCAGCAACUGAUGAUCACAACGCAGUAGUCGCACAAAGUACAGCUCUGUGUUUCAAGAAGUAUUGAGAGUCUUGUUUGGACCACCAGGAGUCUUUGAUGGACCUCCCCCUGAGGACGAUCUCUUACAUAGCCGACAUCGGUAACAUGGUGGUGCUGAUGGCUCGGGGGAAGAUGGUCCGGUCCCGGAGCGCGCAGGAAAACCUGGACCACGCUGCAGAGCAAACCACCAUGAGCCAUGACGACAGACGACUGUACAGGAUGAUCUGCCACGUCUUUGAAUCUGAGGAUGUGAGUUUUUGAAUUUUGUUUAAUAUUAGCAUAUAGAUGUCCUUUUUUGGAGGCUUCUUUAGGGUUUUACUGAUCGGCAGUGAAUGAAACCAGAAAAUCUUGAUUUUUCAGGAUAAGUGAAAGAUCAGCAAACUUUUUGGAAACUUUUUAAGUGCUGCUUUUUAGAUGAUCUGAAUCACGGACAAGCCAAGUCUGACUCCACGCUUGUUUAUUUUUUCUAUCUCAUACUUGAUGUUGUUAUGAAAGUGUUUUAAUGCAGUGUUUCUCAACUGGUCUCACUCUGGGACCCACAUUUUCCCGUGGUCCUUAAGUUGCGACCCACUUUUAUAAAAUUCAAACCAAGCAAAUUUAUUUCUUAUAAAAAAAAUUGAAAAAACUUUCAAGACUCAAAUUUUUUACAUAAAUACACCUAUUUUAUUGAGUAAAGUGCAUUUCAGAGCACAUGAACUGAGGAUGACAACUACCAAAGUUGCGUGUAUAGAAAAUAUCAAAUAUCAAACUUCACACAAUGGGACCAGCAAAAUGAAAAAUCUGACCUGUUUGUAUUUCUGCAGUCAGAGCAUAUUCAGAAAAACCUGAGGAGGACCAUGCAACAGCACGGACAAAAAAGAAUAAAAAAACAUGUAAUUUUACUGCAUUCAGGCCACAUUAAUAAGAAACCGAGGAGGACCACAACAUAAUGCGUGCCUCUCAAAAUAAGCUAGUUUUCAAAAUAAGCUAGUUCACGUCAAACAUCAGAUGCGCAUUAAAUAUUUACUUUUUUUGACCAGCUGUUGGCGACCCAUCCAGAACGUGUCCGUGAUCCACUUUUGGGUCGGGACCCACCAGUUGAGAACCACUGUUUUAAUAUAUAUUCUAAAAAAAUACUAUGGGUUACUGUAUUAGCUAAACUCAUUAUCAGAGAUAAUGUACCAAAUGUACAAACUAGUUCUAUAAUAUAUCAGCCCCAGAUUUGACUCUCAGUCCUCGAUCCCAUCUGUAAGUCAAAAGGCCAAAAACAUCAAGUCUGACUGAACAAACCAAAAAGAAAACCCUAAAAUGAGCAAAGAUAUGAAGUUUUAGCAAAAGAUAUCCUAAUGUCUUAAAAAGUCACAGCUCAUAAUGGAUUGAACAAUUAAAGGCUCAAGCAGAUCCACUUACUUUUGGCUCUUGUAUCUCAGUUAUGGCGCUACUUUAGGUUAUGUGGGCCGUAAAAUGGCUCACAUCUUGUUACUGAAUCCUGAUUUGGGUUUUGGCGAAUGCUUUAUUGGGCCUUUCUCAGCCUGAGUCAGAGCUGUCAUUUACUGUCCAAAUUUGGGCCAAAAAAAGAGAACUACUAGCCUCACACAGAGGAGGAAAUACUGUUAGAGGAACAUUAUUAGAUAUUUUAUCAUGCUACCGAUUAAAGCUGCAGUAAAGAGCUUGUAUUUGCAUGUGCAGAUGCUUGGAAGAAUAGUUUCUACAUUGAUAGGGUUAAAUGGAUCCAAAUAAAUAACCCCAGCCAAACUCACAAACAGCGAACAAGUGCAGACAAAAUCCCACCAGGGCGAUCAAAUUUAUACUCGCUCUCUCCCUCUCCUCUUUCUUUCAGGCUCAGCUGAUCGCUCAGUCCAUCGGCCAGUCUUUCAGCGUCGCCUACCAGGAGUUCCUCAGGGCCAAUGGCAUCGACCCCGAGGACCUGAGCCAGAGGGAGUACAGCGACCUGCUCAACACUCAGGACAUGUACAAUGACGACCUCAUCCACUUCUCCAAGUCUGAGAACUGCAGAGACGUAAGUGAGCCAGCAGGGGAGCAGGAGUUCUUAACUCUGACCUUAAAAUUCAGUUGAUUCUGUCCAAAGAAAAUCAACUCCUCCUGCACUUUGACUGGAUGGUUCUCUUUGUAGAGUGAUUGACCUUUUGUACAUGCAAAUAACAGCACAGGCCUUCAGGUCCGGUCAUGUCAUGAUGUUAAUGUCCAAACAGAGAUGAACCAGUGCCUCUAAUUUUCUGCUCAGUCUGCUCCGUUAGUUUGCCCCUCAGUGCUUUGGAUGAACAGCUGUUUUAGAGUCACAGCUGUGUGACAGACUCACAAAAAUGUCACCCAAGUAUGAAGGUGAAUUUGAGGCGCUAAACCUGCUCUGACCUCAGUCUCUCCUCCCUCCCACGCUGCCCUAAAUGCCGGCUGUCCUAUCCUAUUUCUCCGAAUUGUGCAUUUGGCUGUUAAGAGCUAAAAAUGGACCCAGCCUUACUCUACAUGCUACUUUACAAAAAGAGGUUUAUACAUCAAUCCUGCAUGAGGAAGAAGGAAGUCCUACACAUGAAGAAAAAGUGGACUAUAGGAUGAGUAGAAGAGCGAAAAGUUGAGUAAGUGAUGAGUCUGAAAUGUGUCCUUGCAGGUUUACAUUGAGAAGCAGAAAGGAGAGAUUCUGGGUGUGGUGAUUGUGGAGUCUGGUUGGGGGUCCAUCCUUCCGACUGUCAUCAUCGCCAGCAUGAUGCACGCAGGUCCGGCUGAGAAGUCCGGCCGCCUCAACAUUGGAGACCAGAUCAUGACCAUAAACGGGACGAGUCUGGUGGGCUUACCGCUUAACACCUGCCAGAGCAUCAUCAAGGUACGCCUCCGCUUCCUGAUCAGUGCCAGACCUUUAUUUGACUGAUACCUGUUUCCUGUCAGUGCCUUUCUGCGCGCUCCUGUCCUGUUCAGAAGAGUUUCCUCUAAAGCGCUCUUCUGGGUUUUAUUUUCAUGCCCUGACACCAGCAAGCAGCUGGAUUGUAGUCAUAUGAUUUUCAGGGGAUAUGUCCAGAUCUUUGGUGACACUGUAACACUGAAUCAGCCUCUUCUGGUGGCUGUGAUGUUUUUGGAGCAUCUAGGGCAUUUCAGUGGAUUUGUGCCACAAAAACUUGCUUCAAUAAUACAACAAGGUCCACCAUAAAGCUAAGUAGUAGACUCUAAAAAGGCGCUAGGCGUGUAAUAUGUGUGUCCGUAAGUCCAAGAUUCAUCAGUUUAUUCAUUAUCUAGACAUCAUACAGUAUCUAGACAAGUUAGGGGUCACUGAGGGGGGAGGAGUUUUCUAGCUGUCACACCUCCCACUGAGCAAUAGACGGCUAUUAGACGUCUAUUUUUUUAGACCUAAUUUCAACCGUCUAGAUUCUGUAUAUUUUUAGACCGAAUUCAGACGUUGCGCAUAAACCCAUUAUUUGAUAACUAUCGUUUCAAAAAGCAACUGUGAGUUGCAUAACUGAUCUCCAAGUACUUUACCAAAAUAAUUAUGAUAUUAUAGAUGUAGCCUAGAGUUAGAUUUAGUCUAAACUUGGUCUAAAUUUAGAUGUCUAAAAAACUUUCAUUUUUAGACCUGUGGUAGCCUGAUUUUAGACCAGUCGUCUAGACUACAUUUAAACGUCUAUUAGACCUCUUUUAGACCAAAAAUUGCUCAGUGGGUGGUGAACAUGGUGACAAACCUAAUAUAUUCACAAGGAAUAAUAUAUUCAACCACCAAGAAUCAGCAGGGGCAGAUUCAAGUAUGUAGAGGAUAAGUUCAGCAAAGACAGCUGUGUCCACAGAGGGCGCCAAAGAUGACACCAACCAAAAGUUCCUCAUGGGAGCUUUAAUUGAAAAAGUCAUGAAGGCAUUUUUGUUGAUCUUUGUAAAUAAUCAGCUGAAAAAAAAAACUUUAAACACUUUGAAAACUGCCACAAUAUAUUCCCAUGAAGAAACCACGCCCCUCAUGUCUCCAGGUUUACUGCGAAACCUAGAGAAAUCCAAAAGUCAAGUCUGCUAAAACUACUACAGGAAGUGUCUGAUUUGGAGUUUACAAGUCUGUAUCAGAGAGCGCACAUGCAGUGAUGUGACAUUAACACUAACAGUUAACAGGACCACACUUUAAGGUCUGUGAAUGGUCAUCCCUCAGGGUCUAAAGUCUCAGUCCAGGAUCAAGAUGAACAUCGUCAGGUGUCCUCCUGUCACUAUGGUGCUCAUCCGCAGGCCGGACCUCAGAUACCAGCUCGGCUUCAGCGUCCAGAACGGCAUCGUGAGUAUAGUUACAAACCAUAAGACUAGUGAGUGACCUAUACGAGUAAUCUAUCCAUCUUUAUUAUCAAUACUGCUUAUUCCAUCCAUUCUCUGAGAGGGGCUGGAAACAACCCUUACUCCUGUUAUUUUUAGUGAUGAUUCUCUUAUUUUUCUCCGUUUCCAAGCAACAGACACAGAGCAGCUCACGAUAUGAGGUCUGAGGAUUCAUUUCCACUUUAAAGUGUUGGGCUCAGAGUUUUGACUGUAUGUUUCAGAUCUGCAGCCUGAUGAGAGGAGGCAUCGCUGAGAGAGGAGGCGUGCGUGUCGGUCAUCGCAUUAUUGAGAUCAACGGUCAGAGUGUGGUGGCGACGCCUCAUGAGAAGAUCGUCCAGAUUCUCUCUAACGCCAUGGGAGAGGUGGGAUGAGAUACUGAGUUUGAAAAUACAUGAAAAUAAAAGUCCAAGCAGCACCUUAUAUGAGUGAUCUUUAAGCUUUCAUCAGCCUGAUUGCUGUUGGAGAUCCUCUGAUUAUUGCGUAAUCGAAAAGGAAAGCUCGAGAAACAUCGUAACAAUAAUCAUCUUUUGACAAAUCUGCUUGUGUUGUUUUUGUGUUCCUGCUUUUGAAUUUGCAUAAUUUGUCUUCUUUCUGCUCCAGAUCCACAUGAAGACGAUGCCUGCAGCCAUGUACCGUCUGCUGACAGCACAGGAGCAACCUGUCUACAUCUGAACACACACUUCUCACUCUCCUUCACCAUCUUUGCUACGCUCCACCCAUCUUUCAGUUGAUUGAAAUCCCUUUCCCCUCUCUGUGUCCUGUUUGAUAUCACUUGACUUGCCUUAAUCUGUACAGUAAACUGUCAUGUAAACAUGUACAUCCGCUGUAUGACAGAAGGCAGAUUAUCUCAAUAAGGCUGAGUGUUUAUGUGGCGUAUUUUGUUUGACCAAAGACAACUUGUGGAUUUUUCUUGUGCAUAUUUAGGUGGCAAACAGAGUCAAUAUUAUCUUUGGUUAAAUAGCUGUAAUAUCUGAAUGUACUCUAAUUAAGAUGUUGGACCUAUAAAAGUCAGGGCCGCCCAGGUGAUAAAGAACUUUUCAACUUCAAAGUCAUGUUAAAAGGAGAAUGCAUGUACAAAUCAGAUGAAUAAACUUGGUGGUCUGUGAACUCUGA